Molecule: messenger RNA, 2833 nt
Organism: Doryrhamphus excisus (bluestripe pipefish)
Lineage: Eukaryota; Metazoa; Chordata; Actinopteri; Syngnathiformes; Syngnathidae
Product: 7-methylguanosine phosphate-specific 5'-nucleotidase-like
Cellular component (GO): cytoplasm
Molecular function (GO): 5'-nucleotidase activity; magnesium ion binding
Source: RefSeq, a predicted model, not a curated record
CCCAUAGUGGUACAGCCGACGUACGGCCUUUAGCUGUGCUGUCGUAUUCAAAGAUGUUUGAAUGUAUUGUUGAUACAUGUCAAAAAUAAACAGUUCGUUUGUAAACACAAUGUGAACGCGAUGUUUGGACUGAAACGAAGCAAAUAUAUCGCCGACAGCUCGGUGUUCUCGCUCAGAAGGGUGUACAAAAUGGCGUGGCUCUCCACACCGGUACGAACUCUUCUGGAAAUGUAUCCUCCACAGCCCAACAAACUUCAGAUGAUGUCAGAGCUGUGUAAGAGCUCAGUGCUGAUCAGGGAGCGUCGUCGAGUGGAGAAGACGCUUCACGCCUUGCAGCAAGAAGGCGCCGGCAGUCUUCAUGUUAUUUCUGACUUUGACAUGACGCUGACCAAAUUCGCCCACAAUGGCAAGAGAGUCCCCACCACUCACAACAUCCUGGACAACCGGCUGUUGGUUGAUGAAGAAUGUGGCAAAAAGAUGAGGGAGCUUCUGAGCACAUAUUAUCCCAUCGAGAUCGACACCAACCGGACUGUUGAGGAGAAGUUGCCCUUCAUGGUGGAGUGGUGGACCAAAGUUCACCAGCUCCUGGUUGACCAGAAGAUCAGGAAGGAUCGUCUUGCUCAGGCUGUCCGAGAGUCCACCUCCAUGCUCAGGGACGGCUGUAAAAUCUUCUUUGACUGUCUUGCCGAUCAGAAUAUUCCUCUGCUGAUCUUCUCCGGUGGGGUCGGCGAUGUCCUGGAGGAAAUGAUCCGCCAGAACCACAUCUUCCAUCCGAAUAUCCACGUCAUCUCCAACUACAUGGACUUUGACCACACUGGCGUCCUCCGAGCCUUCAAAGGUCAGCUGAUCCACACCUUCAACAAGAGUCAAGGAGCUCUGUCGCUCGCUGCCCGGGUCCCAAAACUUCAGGCUCGCCCCAACGUGCUGUUGCUAGGAGACUCCCUUGGAGACCUCAACAUGGCAGCCGGGGUGUCCAAUCCCCGUAACGUCCUCACAGUGGGCUUCCUCAAUGACCAGGUGGACGAGAGGAGGGAGUCGUACGUCAACUCCUUUGACAUCGUGCUGACGAAGGACGAGACGAUGGACGUCCCCAACGCCAUCCUCAAGUUUGUCACGUCAUCAUGCGACAACAAGUAAGACGAGCAGGACUUAUUACUUUCACUUUCACCUCAGGGAAUAUUUGAGCUUUCAUGCAAGUCCCACGUUACCAUGGUGACAAUGUGGCACGCUAAAUAGAAGCGUCAUAGCUAAAAAAAAAAAAAAAAAAAUAGAAAUCCCAAUUUGUCAAUGAGCAACAAAGUUAAUUCAAAUUUAACAAUGGAGUCACCGCUGAAAACAUGACCACUACUCCUUCACAAAUCUUUCAUUAUUCAUAAUUUAAUCCAAAUUCCAUUUUUACAGAUGCGACUAACUCAGGCUGCACUUUUAAAAAUUUGAUCUGUUUGUGGAUUUUUUUUUUCCUUUUAUAAAAAUUUAAAAUCUAAUAAUUUUUAAUAGCUUCAUAACACAAUGUUAAUGUUAACACACUUGUCACUUUCAGCUAAGACUCCCAUUGUUAAAUAAAAUGUAAUCAGUGUUAGCUUUAAAAGUGUACAUGUACAGUCACCCCUCCUAAUGUCACGGCUGGAUUAUCAAUCAAAUGGGGGCGUUACCGAAAUUAAUCACCGCUAGAUUGUGUUUUUUUAUUAUUAGUCAGAAGAUAUCGCAAUAUAGGUGAUAUGUAGUAUUAUUGCCACUCGGCAGCAGUAAUGACACAAAAUAUUGAUAUUACCUUAACACAAAGUUAUCCUCCCAAUGUGUGUGGAAGUGGUAAGUUUACAUUUAUGAGUCUAUGAGUAAAGGUGACUAUAGCGGUGUUAUUUCAUGUCUACACGGCGCUAAUGUUAAAAAUUGUAUUUCGAAAGUUUCAAAACAGGUUUUAAAUCCCACGGAAAUUCAUUUAACUCCGAACUAACUCGGAACUGUGGAAGUAAAUAAGUUCUAAAGGAGGGGUGACUGUACUGUACUGUAUUCUGUUUUAGGCACUUUUAUGUAUCGUCUAUGAAGACUUGUGUCAUUUGUGUCACUGUUCAAGGAUGAUCUGGUGCUAAGUAACUUUUAGCAUGUUUGUGUACAACAGGGGCGGGCAAAUAUUUCGACUCGUGGGCCGCAUUGAGUUAACAAAAUUGUCUGGUUUGGGGCAAAAAAAAUUUAUGCUUAAUUAUGUCAAAUUUUAUUUGUAAAAGUGUUAUACUAUCAGCUGUAUCUUCUCAUCACAUCAAACUAUGUCAUUUAAUUUGACACUUUUGUUGUUUUUAACUAAUUAAGACUUCCGAGUCAUGUUGUGCUAGUUUGUAUGUAAAAAGUUGAAAAAAUUAGAAAGCAACUGGCGGGCCGGAUUCAAACAUUUGGUGUACCGCAUGUGGCCCCCGAACCGUAGUUUGCCCACCCCUGGUGUAGAAGGUCCAUACUGUUGCGUUUACUCUCACUGGUAGCUAACUUAAUUAAUUGCGGUAUUAGUUACUAAUAUUACUAUUAGUAAUUACUCUUAAAUACAAUGGAUGUUUUUUUAAAGCAGUGACUGUUACACUCAGGUGAAAAGGUCAUUAUUUAUUGAAAAUAGUAUCUUUUUGGGGGGGGUGAGGGGGGGUUGGAACAUUUGGUGAGUUCAAGGGACAACGCUACUGUAGUUAUUUUGUAUUGUGCUAUUCACUUACCUUUGUGAUAGCUUAGCAUGGCUAUAAAGCUGGGAAUGUUUCAAAACAAGGUGCUUGUUUGUCUAGCCCCCCCCCCCAAAAAGAACACCAGAUCCGCCCCCCCCAGCUAAAAGUUACAUAAACAAACUGUAGAAGUC